AUGUUAUUGAUCGGUGUCGAGGUUACAGAAAAAGCAUCUGAAAUGAUUAAGAAGUGUAAGAAGCUCAACAAGUGGAUGUCGAGCGGAUUGAAUAACAGUGAACAAAAUCUUGAGGCAUCUUCGGCGUUUCUUCUGGGCAGCCAGAACGACCCGAUUCUCAACCGUGCUGUGGCAUGCAGCAAGAAAUUGAUCCUCUACGACAACCUGCUAUGA
Messenger RNA from Angiostrongylus costaricensis, 213 nucleotides. Lineage: Eukaryota; Metazoa; Nematoda; Chromadorea; Rhabditida; Metastrongylidae. The record is from the annotation of a GenBank genome assembly.